CCGAAAUGGCAACCCCUAACAUCUUUUCAUCUAUAUCUUCAAUUUAACUAAAGCUACAUUAAAAAAGAAAAAAGAAAAAAAAAAUGCUUUCCAAUAACAAUCUCCAUCGUUUCACAGUAUUCUUCGUUCUCCUUCUCCCCUUGGAUCUUUCAUUUUGCGCGGAAAGCCCAAACGGAGCUUUUCCUUUUGCGUAUAAGCACGUCGUGAUCCGUAACGACAUGAUUUCGUCGAGAGCAACUCUGAGCGUUCACUGUAGAUACAAAGGCAAAGACUUGGGGCUUGUUAAGAUCCCUUACGACAGCAGUUGGGGAUUCAAGUUUCACGUCAACUUCUUCAAGACUACAAGGUACCGUUGCCAUUUCACGUGGCCCGGCCAGUCGAAAUGGUUCGAUGUGUUCAAAGUGUCGAGGGACGACACAGUCGGCGGUCCAUGGCCGGUCUGCAGGGAGUGCAUAUGGAGCGUCGACGGAGACACGUUCGGUGGACCUUGUCGGAUCAGACGGGACGGAAAACCCCCCUUCUGCUUUGGUUGGGAUGGGAAACCCUAGCUAAAUUAUGAACUGUAUUGUCGUGUCCUUCAUGUUUCGUGAAUAAUAAUAUCAUAGAAUAAAAUAAUCUAAUGUUAUUUGUGAUUCUUA
Tarenaya hassleriana is the source of this 638-nucleotide messenger RNA. RefSeq lists its product as uncharacterized. NCBI's taxonomy places the organism in Eukaryota, Viridiplantae, Streptophyta, Magnoliopsida, Brassicales, Cleomaceae. Bases 84 to 548 code for a protein of 154 amino acids. The record is from RefSeq and is a predicted model, not a curated record. The transcript has a single exon.